Mus pahari (shrew mouse) is the source of this 2572-nucleotide messenger RNA. RefSeq names its product caspase 3 (gene Casp3). NCBI's taxonomy places the organism in Eukaryota, Metazoa, Chordata, Mammalia, Rodentia, Muridae. Gene Ontology annotation, cellular component: cytoplasm. The transcript has 7 exons. Bases 232 to 1065 code for a protein of 277 amino acids. The record is from RefSeq and is a predicted model, not a curated record. Gene Ontology annotation, biological process: erythrocyte differentiation; proteolysis; keratinocyte differentiation.
GAAGGCAGAGAAGCUGGAAACAGCGCCGGGAGCGCGUUCCCGAGCUGAGAGCGCAGACCCGGGAGGCCAAACCGGUGUGCUUAAAUUAAACCUGGGUGAGCCGGAGCGGGACUCAGACCCCUCGAGCGUGGCGCACCGGCCGCGCCGAGGCGCAAAAGGCGGAGUCCGGGGGAUCUGGGGAUCGCCCGGGGUACAGAGCUUCAGAGGCUGGAGGGGCUAAGAAAAGUGACCAUGGAGAACAACCAAACAUCAGUGGAUUCAAAAUCCAUUAAUAAUUUUGAAGUAAAGACCAUACAUGGAAGCAAGUCAGUGGACUCUGGGAUCUAUCUGGACAGUAGUUACAAAAUGGAUUAUCCUGAAAUGGGCUUGUGCAUCAUAAUUAAUAAUAAGAACUUCCAAAAGAGCACUGGAAUGUCAUCUCGCACUGGUACGGAUGUGGACGCAGCCAACCUCAGAGAAACAUUCAUGGGCCUGAAAUACGAAGUCAGGAAUAAAAAUGAUCUUACUCGUGAGGACAUUUUGGAAUUAAUGGAUAGUGUGUCUAAGGAAGACCAUAGCAAACGGAGCAGCUUUGUUUGUGUGAUUCUAAGUCAUGGUGAUGAAGGGGUAAUUUAUGGAACAAAUGGGCCUGUUGACCUGAAAAAGUUAACGAGUUUCUUCAGAGGCGACUACUGCCGGAGUCUGACUGGGAAGCCGAAACUCUUCAUCAUUCAGGCCUGUCGGGGUACGGAGCUGGACUGCGGCAUUGAGACAGACAGUGGAACUGACGAGGAUAUGGCUUGCCAGAAGAUACCGGUGGAGGCCGACUUCCUGUAUGCUUACUCUACAGCACCCGGUUACUAUUCCUGGAGAAAUUCAAAGGACGGGUCGUGGUUCAUCCAGUCCCUUUGCGCCAUGCUGAAGCUGUACGCGCACAAGCUAGAAUUUAUGCACAUUCUCACUCGUGUUAACCGGAAGGUGGCAACAGAAUUCGAAUCCUUCUCCCUGGACUCCGCCUUUCAUGCAAAGAAACAGAUCCCGUGUAUUGUGUCUAUGCUCACAAAAGAACUGUACUUUUAUCACUAAAGAAAUGAUUGGAGGUGGGGUGGGGUGGGGUGGGGCCCUGUUUUUGUUUUGUUAUGCCAAAUGAGAAAACUGUCAGGGAGACUCUCAUUUAAAUCAAAUCUGAUGUUCCACCUGGCCUUUGUAAGCUACCACUGCCUAGCAAUACAGCCACAGUGCAGCUACCUCAACUUCCACAUCAGGUAGUUGAAAUGAAACUUAAUUAGGAACAAGUAAAUGUCAAUGAUGGUACUAUCAUCCUAGAAGAAAUUACAAAGUUACCCUUUUAUAAAUAGCAAGAUUUGGGGAUACUGUGAAUUUUGAAGUAAUUUUGAAGCAGUACAACUUCCAGCGAUGAUUUUAUACUCCCUACUCAUGUUAAGAAUGUUCUUCUAGUUUUCGUUAAGUGUAGAAACAAUAAUGUCAAAUGAUAUGUCUUAGAACUUGAAUCCAUGAGCAAAGAGUCAAAGACUGGAACCCUUGUUUUGGACCUGAUUUAUGGAAGUGAAGAGUUGGACCACCAUAGCAUGCAUUAUAGCUACUGGUUUUGUGACAGUUGUCCAGAGCAUGUAUUUGUUUUGUUUUUUUUUAAAUCAUGUUUUAUUAUUGGAACAAAAAUAACUUUGAGUAUUUAUGUGAGAGAAAAACUUGACUUGUUGAAGGCAAGGUGCUAAAAUCCAUCAGCAUUUGUUUCAUACUUAUUCUUAUACAAAUCAGCUUAGUUUUACAGACCAGCAAAAUAUCUCAAGAGCAGUUAUGUAACAGCCUCAGACUGUUGAUUAUUAGAAUGAAGUAAAGGAACGCUACAGGAACAUGCUAUAAUACCAGUUGUCAAGCAGAGCUUAAGGAAAGGAGAGAUGAAAUCUACUGUAGUUGAAGAGAAUGUGGUUUGAGCCAGAGCAGAGACUUGGCAGAGCCAUGGGCACAUCUUCAGAAAAGGCCCGCCAGCUGGCACCCCACCCCCAUCCCCCCUUGUGAGUAUUGGUUUGUGUGGAUGAUGUCCAAGUUAUCAUGUGAGAAAGUGAACGAGAUCAAAAACUUCUGCAAAAAAGGUUUUCCCAGAGGGCUGAGAGACUCAAGAAAGUUCACUGGACUCCAUGUACAGAAUCUGUAGCAUGCUGACUUUUCUGUUGAAGUUUACAAAGAAAGGAAAAUAAUGGUGAUAUUUGUAUCAUCAUAAGAAGCGAAAGGAUCAGGGCACACAGGACUUGGAAAGCAUCCAGCGAUAGCCCUGUAGCCCACAGUGGAGAAGCUGCCAGCUGCAGCCCAUCCUCAGGGAUACUGCUCCAGGCUUCCUUACUGUGGAGGUGCUGAGUUACUGCUGGCUCUCCCAGCAUUUCCCCCAAGCUUCCUUGUUGCAGAGAAAGGAAGGAACUCACAGAUAGAUUCUUGUUUAGACUGGCUUUAUUGUUAACUCUUUCUAAGUGAAUGCAGCACGUGAUGGUAUUUUAAAGUGUGUUCCCAUCUGACAAUUUUAUAAAAGUUGGUUACCUUGCAUUUUUAUUUCAAAACAUAAAUUCAGAUUUAAAAU